AUGGCCGCUUCGACAAUGUCUCUCUCUUCUUCAUCACUGGUUGGAAAGGCAAUCAAGCUUUCCCCGUCCACUCAAGACCUUGGUGUGGGAAGAGUCACAAUGAGGAAAACAGCCACUAAGAAAGUUUCCUCUGGAAGUCCAUGGUAUGGACCAGAUCGUGUCAAAUACUUGGGUCCAUUCUCCGGUGAAGCUCCAUCCUACCUCACUGGUGAGUUUCCCGGAGACUACGGUUGGGACACUGCUGGACUUUCUGCUGAUCCAGAGACAUUUUCCAAAAACCGUGAACUAGAAGUCAUCCACAGCAGGUGGGCUAUGUUAGGAGCCUUAGGAUGUGUCUUCCCCGAGCUCUUGGCUCGCAACGGAGUCAAAUUCGGCGAGGCUGUGUGGUUCAAGGCAGGAUCACAAAUCUUCAGUGAGGGUGGACUUGACUACUUGGGUAACCCGAGCCUUGUCCAUGCACAGAGCAUUCUUGCAAUAUGGGCAACACAAGUUAUCUUAAUGGGAGCUGUUGAAGGUUACCGCAUUGCUGGGGGACCUCUUGGAGAGGUGGUUGACCCAUUGUACCCAGGUGGCAGCUUUGAUCCAUUAGGCCUUGCAGAAGAUCCAGAAGCAUUCGCAGAGUUGAAGGUGAAAGAACUGAAGAAUGGUAGGUUGGCCAUGUUCUCAAUGUUUGGAUUCUUUGUUCAAGCUAUUGUGACAGGAAAAGGACCUAUAGAAAAUCUCGCUGACCACCUUGCAGACCCAGUUAACAAUAACGCUUGGGCCUAUGCCACAAACUUUGCUCCUGGAAAGUGA
This is a messenger RNA of Vicia faba (fava bean), 795 nucleotides long. NCBI's taxonomy places the organism in Eukaryota, Viridiplantae, Streptophyta, Magnoliopsida, Fabales, Fabaceae. The record is from the annotation of a GenBank genome assembly.